AAAAUAACAAAAAAAUAAAAAUCACUUCCGUAGACCAUUUUCUCCACGUUGAUUGCGGCUAACUUCAAGACAGUGAGUAAGCGGGCCUUCAACAAAGCGAAUUGCGAAUGUCGUCCGCAAUUAUUUGAAGAUUAUUUUCUUGAUUGAGCCGUAAAAACCCAAAGCAAAAUUCUGCCAAAAUUGUGCGCGUUCGUGCCCGAUGUCUAGUGCUGAAGUCGCCGAUAAUUCCGUUGAUCCCCCGGCGAAAAAGCGGAAGCUAAAUACAGGAGAGGCGAGUUGCAAAUCCUCAGCAAUGGCGAACAAUGGAACGCGUGUUGAAGAUGAAAUCGACGAGAGUUUGUAUUCGCGGCAACUUUACGUGCUGGGGCACGAUGCCAUGCGGCGCAUGGCCAGCUCCGACGUGCUGAUCUCGGGGCUCGGCGGUUUGGGCGUCGAGGUUGCAAAAAACGUGAUCCUCGGUGGCGUCAAGUCGGUGACCCUGCACGACGACCGCAACUGUACCGUGGCGGACUUGUCGUCUCAAUUUUACCUGUCCGAGGCCACGAUCGGCCAGAACAGGGCUCUGGCUUCGUGCGAGCAGCUCGCUGAACUUAAUCACUACGUGCCGACGACGGCCUAUACGGGGACCUUGGAUGAGGAGUUUUUGAAGAAAUUCAGUGUGGUUGUGUUGACUGGAGCUUCGUGGGCGGAGCAGCAGCGUGUGGCAGCCAUUACUCGCGCGAAUAACGUAGCAUUAGUAAUUGCAGACACUAGAGGGUUGUUUUCGCAGGUGUUCUGUGACUUUGGUGCUGAGUUCAAGGUUCUCGAUGUCAACGGUGAGAACCCCGUGUCGGCGAUGGUAGCUGACAUCAGCCAUGAAUAUGAAGCUGUGGUUACUUGCUUGGAUGACACUCGCCAUGGUCUUCAAGAUGGAGACUAUGUUACGUUCAGUGAGGUGCAAGGCAUGACAGAAUUAAACGGCUGUGAACCCCUCAAAAUCAAAGUACUGGGACCAUUCACCUUCAGUAUUGGAGACACUACCAACUUCUCCAAAUACCAAAGAGGUGGCAUCGUCACACAAGUUAAGAUGCCCAAGAUAUUAAACUUCAAACCUUUAAAUGAAUCUAUCAAGAACCCAGAGUUUUUGAUCACCGAUUUUGCUAAAAUGGACUACCCGCAACAGCUUCAUGUUGGAUUUUUGGCUUUACACAAGUUUAAGGAUGCGGAGGGACGUUUACCCAAGCCUUGGUGUGAUGAGGACGUUGUCAAGUUCAUGGAACAUGUGAAGAAUAUUGUGGAAGGGGAGGAGCUGUUCAAGAAAGGGGAGUUUGAAGCCAACAAGGAGCUCUUGGAGACAUUCUGCAAGGUGUCAGCGGGAGACCUAAACCCAAUGAACGCAGCGAUCGGAGGAGUAAUCGCCCAGGAAGUGAUGAAGGCCUGCUCCGGAAAGUUCCACCCCCUCGUCCAAUGGCUGUACCUGGAUGCUAUUGAGUGUUUGCCCAAGGACCGUUCCGCUCUCAAUGAAGAGAACUGCAAGCCCACAGGGUCCAGAUAUGAUGGUCAGAUUGCUGUCUUCGGCAAACAUUUCCAGAAGAGGAUUGGCGAGCUGAAGUACUUUAUUGUUGGUGCCGGCGCCAUUGGUUGCGAACUUCUCAAGAACUUCGCGAUGAUGGGAGUAGGAGCCGAUGGAGGUCAGGUCACAGUCACCGACAUGGAUCUGAUAGAGAAGUCCAACCUCAACCGACAGUUCCUCUUCCGGCCGCGCGACGUGCAGAAACCCAAGUCCAGCACUGCUGCCAAGGCAAUCAAAGUGAUGAAUCCAUCAAUGAACGUGGUGGCUCAAGAGAACAGAGUAUGCCCGGAGACAGAGGCUGUAUACGAUGAUGCGUUCUUCGAGGCUCUGGAUGGAGUGGCCAACGCGUUGGACAACGUUGACGCGCGCAUAUACAUGGACCGACGCUGCGUGUACUACAGGAAGCCACUGUUGGAGAGUGGCACUUUGGGGACUAAGGGCAACACGCAGGUGGUAGUCCCCUUCUUGACCGAAUCCUACAGCUCAUCCCAGGAUCCACCAGAGAGGAGCAUCCCCAUCUGCACCCUCAAAAACUUCCCCAAUGCGAUAGAGCACACCCUACAGUGGGCCAGAGACGAGUUCGAGGGUCUGUUCCGCCAGGCCGCGGAGCACGCUGCGCAGUAUCUCACAGACCCACACUUCCUGGACAGGACCAUGCGUCUGCCGGGAAGCCAACCUUUGGACGUCCUGGAAAGUGUCAGGAACGCGAUCACCGAACGACCGCUAAACUUCGACGACUGUGUGACCUGGGCGCGCAUGCACUGGGAAGCACAAUACUGCAAUCAAAUCAAGCAGCUUCUCUAUAACUUCCCUCCAGACCAGCUCAACACCAGCGGGGUUCCCUUCUGGUCAGGGCCUAAGAGGUGCCCGUCCCCACUGGAGUUCGACCCUGAGGAUGAACUGCAUCUGGACUACAUAGUGGCUGCUGCAAACCUCAGAGCUCAGGUGUAUGGAAUACCCCCCUGUGUAGACCGGGAGAGGAUCGCCAAAGUCGCUACGAGCGUUCAGGUGCCAAGAUUCAUACCAAGAUCCGGUGUGAAGAUAGCAGUCACCGAUGCUCAAUUACAACAGAACAAUGACGAAAUGGACCAGAACCGAGUCAAGAAUAUCGUGGCCGACCUGCCUCCACCCAGCAAGUUGGGUAACCUGAAGAUCACUCCGUUGGAGUUUGAGAAGGACGAUGAUUCUAAUUUCCACAUGGACUUCAUUGUGGCAGCUUCUAACUUAAGAGCCACAAAUUAUAAGAUACCUCCUGCGGACAGACAUCAGUCCAAACUCAUUGCUGGAAAAAUCAUCCCAGCCAUCGCUACCACCACCUCAGUUGUUGCCGGCCUGGUGUGCCUCGAGCUUUACAAACUCGCUCAAGGCUUCAACACUUUGGAUGUCUUCAAAAAUGGUUUCGUCAACCUAGCUUUACCAUUCUUUGGUUUCUCUGAACCAAUUGCAGCCCCGACUAACGUUUAUUAUGACAAGAAAUGGACCCUCUGGGACAGAUUUGAAAUCAAAGGAGAGAUUACGCUACAGGAAUUCAUAGAUUACUUCAAGAAUGAACACAAACUCGAAAUUACGAUGUUGUCUCAAGGAGUAUGUAUGUUGUUUUCAUUCUUCAUGCCCCCAAACAAACGUCAGGAGCGCCUCAACUUGCCAAUGUCGGAAGUGGUGACUAGAGUAUCCAAGAAGAAGUUAGAACCACAUGUGAAAGCUCUAGUGUUCGAACUGUGCUGCAAUGACAUAGACAAAAUCGACGUAGAGGUUCCUUACGUCAAGUAUACUCUGCCUUAACAGAAAUUUCUAGAAAAAAAACAACAAAAAAAAUAAACAUCGUCAGAGCCGAAGUUAUUAAUUUACGUCGACGCACGCGCCGGCGGGUUUUUGUGGCAUUUAAAUGCAUAAUAGCGAUGUUUUACACGAAUUUCACUUACGGAGGGUAUUUUUAAAAAUUCAAUAAGUUUGUCGACGCGAGUAGUUAUAGAUGUUUUAUACGUGCUCGUGAGCCCGCGAGCGGCGACUGUACAGUGAUAUGAUAGUGUUAACCGCGUGAAGAGUUCUUUAUUUUGUGCUUCACACACGCUUUUAUUGUCUACUGAUAAUUAUUAUAUGGUAUUUUAGCGUUUAAACUAUACUGAUAUCCAUUAUAAAUAUUAAUAUUUAACAACUACACUCACGGGAUUAGUCGGAGUAUACCCGACUGUACUUUAUCCACGGAAACAAGUUAGUAUAGCGCUCUCUCUGUUACCUAAUCCCAUACAAAUGAUAGAGGCAAAAAUCUUAGUGGGCGCUAACCAUUUUGGGCCACCAACAAAUCAAAAACGAAACUGUUUUCCAAUUCAAUUUCAAAUGUUUUUUUGAAAACAUUUUCGAAUUGAAUUUCGAAUGUGAUUGGUUGGUGUCUCAAAGUGGUUUUCCCACUGAGAUUUUUGUGUCUAUCGUUUGUAGAGAGAGAGAAAAAGAGCUCCCUAGAAAGAAGUUAGUAACUUCUUACCAGGGAAUACUCUUUACGUAUAGAGUAUAGUUGGGCAUACUCCGACUAAUCACAUGAGUCUAAUUGUUUAGAUAUUUAUAUUUGUAAUGAUAUGGUAUAUUUCGUAUAUUUAUGGUAGUAUAAUUAUUGUCUGCUCACGUGCCGCCACGGAGUGCGCCAUUUAGAUUAUUUUUUUCGCGAUUCUUACAUACAAUUAUGGAAGUGUCUUAACGACCACAAGUGGUUGUUUGACAUUAAAAAAUACCAGGCCACAAGAGGUUGUUUGUUUAAAAAAAUAUCCAACCAUUAAGAUUACUAUUGUUUUCAAAAUUUGUUCCUUAAUGCAAACAGAUAAGGUUCAAUUUUUGAAACAUAAUAGUCGAACAAUAGAUAAUAAAAUCUGCGUACAUCAAAAUGUCUUACAAUCUAGAGUUAAAAUAUUACAGCUUUACUUUUAAAUGUUAAUGUCAAAAUGGAGGCAGAUUUAAUUUAAGUCCAAAAUUGCGGCUAAUGAACUGUUACAUGGCCAGUAUUA
Messenger RNA from Maniola jurtina (meadow brown), 4548 nucleotides. RefSeq names its product ubiquitin-like modifier-activating enzyme 1 (gene Uba1). The transcript has 8 exons. Gene Ontology annotation, molecular function: SUMO activating enzyme activity. Gene Ontology annotation, biological process: protein sumoylation. Bases 200 to 3334 code for a protein of 1044 amino acids. NCBI's taxonomy places the organism in Eukaryota, Metazoa, Arthropoda, Insecta, Lepidoptera, Nymphalidae. The record is from RefSeq and is a predicted model, not a curated record. Gene Ontology annotation, cellular component: cytoplasm; SUMO activating enzyme complex.